GUUAGUGGAGAGCCCGCAGUUGUCUUUGCUCGUCGGGUCCGAGGGGGGCGGAUAGCCGAGAACACACGGUGUGCUUGUCCUUGAGACAUGACUGCCCGAGGGUUUCCCAUCUAUAUUCCCAGGACAGCCAAAUACUUUAGCGCGUCUGUUUGACAACAUGCUGGGCGUUUUAGUCAAGGCCGCGCUGCGGCCUGGCAUGGUGAAGCCAUGUCGCCUGGUCAGACCAGUGACACAGAUCCCAGAGAGGUCACUGGUGGACCAGAAGGGUUUACCGAAGCUGCCUGUGCCACCCUUGAAGCAGACAUGUGAGCGAUACCUGGCCGCUCUGGAGCCCAUUGUCAGCGAGGAAGAGCUGGACCACACCCGACAGCUGGUGAAUGAGUUCCUCAAGGGUGGUGUUGGAGAAAGGUUGCAGAAAAGCCUGGAGCGACGGGCACGCAAGACAGACAACUGGCUGUCAGAGUGGUGGAUGCAGUCAGCCUAUCUAGACUGCCGUAUGCCAGUGGCGGUCUACACCAGCCCAGGGGUUGUCCUGCCUCGCAUGCAUUUCCAAGAUCGACAAGGACAGAUGAGGUUUGCUGCCAAACUGAUUGCAGGAGUUUUGGAAUUUAAAAAAAUGAUCGACACUGAUACCCUGCCUAUAGAGUACCUGAGUGGGAAGCCGUUGUGCAUGGACCAGUACUACCAGAUCCUGUCCUCCUGCCGCGUCCCUGGUCCCAAGAGAGAUACUGUUGUAAAUCACACCAUCGGGAAAAAACCUGUCACUCAUAUCACUGUGGUCCACAACUUCCAGUUCUUUGUCUUGGAUGUGUAUCACAGCGAUGGCACCCCGCUGACAGUAGACCAGAUUUACAUGCAGUUGGAGAAGAUCUGGAAUUCAUCUUUGCAGACUAACAAGGAGCCGAUUGGCAUCCUCACAUCACAGCACCGCAACACCUGGGGAAAAGCCUAUAACAAUCUGAUUAAGGAUAAGACAAAUAAAGAGUCAGUCCGUGCCAUCCAGAAAAGUAUCUUCACAGUUUGUCUGGAUGCCCCGAUGCCACGUGUGUCAGACGAGCUGUACCAGAGCCGUGUGGCUGCACAGAUGCUGCAUGGAGGAGGAGCUCGCUGGAACAGUGGCAAUCGCUGGUUUGACAAGACAAUACAGUUCAUUGUUGGUGAAGAUGGCACAUGUGGACUAGUGUAUGAACACGCACCGGCCGAGGGUCCACCCAUUGUGUUUCUCAUCGAUUUUGUUGUUAAAUACAUGCAGAGAAAUGAAAUAGUACGCUCUCCCAUGGUUCCCCUGCCUAUGCCUCUGAAACUGCGAUUUAACAUUACACCUGAAGUCAAGAGAGACAUUGAGAAAGCAAAGCAAAAUAUGAACAUAAUGGUGCAUGACUUAGAUGUGAAGGUGCUCAUGUUUUCACAUUUUGGAAAAAAGGUGCCAAAGAAACAUAAGUUGAGUCCGGAUGCUUUUGUGCAAAUGGCGUUUCAACUGGCCUACUUCAGGAUGUAUAAUAUUUGCUGCUCCACAUAUGAGAGUGCAUCGUUGCGUAUGUUCAAAUAUGGGCGAACAGAUGCAAUCCAUGUAACCACUGCAGACUCAUUAAAAUAUGUCGAGGCAAUGCAAGACCCAGCUAAACAGAACACAGAGAGGCUGGCGCUGCUGCAAAAAGCUGUUGAGACACAUAAGCAGAGCACGUAUGAUGCAAUUCAUGGACAAGCCAUAGAUAGACACCUCCUCGGGCUAAGGAUGCUGAGUAUUGAAGACCUGACCUCCAUGCCUGAGAUAUUCAUGGAUACCUCAUUUGCUGUGGCGAACCAUUAUAAUCUGCUCACCAGCCAGGUUGGCUCCAAGACAGACUGUGUGAUGUGCUUUGGUCCAAUGGUGCCAGAUGGCUACGGAGUGUGUUACAAUCCCAUGGACGAGCACAUCAACAUCGCCAUCACAGCCUUCAACAGCUGUGACGAGACCAACGCUGCCAAGUUUGCCCAGGCUGUAGAGGAUGCUCUGUUGGACAUGAGAGCUCUCCUGGAAGACACAGCCACAGCCAAGCAGUGAUCCCACACAGGAGCCUGGCGUUGGUGUUAGUGUCCCGCCAGGCUGUACGGGAGCUGGAACUGAAGCGGUGCCGGAGUCAGUGGCAGAGCGCCACACUGACAUAACCGCACAAUGUACUGAGUGUGCUGGAGCCGAGGGGGAAACCUGUUAUCAAGGGAUUGUGGGAAGUGCAAUGUGUGACAGCAUAUGUGAUGAGAAGCAAUUCU
Molecule: messenger RNA, 2250 nt
Organism: Epinephelus moara (kelp grouper)
Lineage: Eukaryota; Metazoa; Chordata; Actinopteri; Perciformes; Serranidae
Product: carnitine O-acetyltransferase-like
Exons: 14
Coding region: 158-2044 (628 amino acids)
Biological process (GO): carnitine metabolic process, CoA-linked
Cellular component (GO): peroxisome
Molecular function (GO): carnitine O-acetyltransferase activity
Source: RefSeq, a predicted model, not a curated record